AUGGAGGCUGCGCUACAGAACUUCGGCGAGUUUUGCAGACAAUUGACGCACGACAUGGCAGCCGCCAACGCUGCCCGCGCGAUGGCCAAAGCGACGGCUCGGGCUGCUGCCGUCGAGGCGGUGACGAAGCAGACCACCGUAGAGGUGGCUGUUGCCGAGGCCAUUUCAUGCCACGCCCUCAAUGGGUAUCCCGCACCUGAGACAAUGUGA
This is a messenger RNA of Linum trigynum, 210 nucleotides long. The record is from the annotation of a GenBank genome assembly. Lineage: Eukaryota; Viridiplantae; Streptophyta; Magnoliopsida; Malpighiales; Linaceae.